Messenger RNA from Cyphellophora europaea CBS 101466, 1101 nucleotides. RefSeq lists its product as uncharacterized. The transcript has a single exon. Lineage: Eukaryota; Fungi; Ascomycota; Eurotiomycetes; Chaetothyriales; Cyphellophoraceae. The record is from RefSeq and is a predicted model, not a curated record. Gene Ontology annotation, molecular function: oxidoreductase activity. Bases 1 to 1101 code for a protein of 366 amino acids.
AUGAGUGCUCUCACAGUGACCCCAAUUGAUGCCCUGAAGCCAUUUCUGGGCGCCCGCAUCGACGACAUCAGCCUCGAUAACCUCCAAGAAGACGACUUUGUCGCGCUUCGCGAAGCCCUUUACACCUACAAUGUUGUUUGCAUCAAGAACCAGCAGUCACUCUCACCACGAACACAAGCCGAGCUCACCCGCCGCUUCGACCCUACCGCCGUUGGCUACGGCCACGGCAAGACCAUCGACGGCAAACGCUCGAUCCUGCACCCGGACCUGAAAACCAUCCCUCACCAACCUGAAGUCCAAGUCAUCGGCAACGGCUUCGUCCCCUCCUACGAAGGCCUCAGCGAGAUCACAUUGAAGCACCCACACCACCGCACUUUCCACGCCACCACCAUCCCCGCCGAGAAGGACCUGGACUACACCCGCUUCUAUCGCUGGCACAUCGAUGCCGCGCUGUACGGUCCUCUGCAGCCCCCACGCGUCACAUCGCUGCUGGCUGUCAAAGUGCCCCAAGGCCGCACACAGACCUUCCUCUACGACGACGGCAGCGCCGACGAGAUGCAGGUGCCACUUGGAACCACGGCCUUCGUGAGCGGCUACAAGAUGUUCGAGCUGCUCAGCCCUGCCCAGAAGGAGUUUGUGCUGACCAGCAAGAUCGAGUACGCGCCCCAUCCGUACGUGUGGAUCAGCAGCGCGAAGAGUCGGUCAGAUGGUCUCGGCAUGGUGAGCGAGGGCAAGGAGGUGCCGAUCAGCGAGCUGCCGACGGUCCAGCCCGAAGACGUCCAGGUACACACGAUGGUGUGGAAGAAUCCGGUGACAGGCCAGCUGGCGCUGCAGGUGCACCCGAGCGUCGUGAGGCGGAUCCACCUCAAGGAUGGUACGGUGAUCGAUGAUCUGGAGCAGGUGCGGAGGAUCGUGCACGAGUUGCAGCGGCCAGGCAUUGCGCCGGAGCUGGUGUACGCGCAUGAUUGGGAAGAGGGAGAUUUGGUGCUGUUCAACAACCACGGCGUGCUCCAUAGCGUUGUGGGAGCGUUUGCCGAGCAUGAAGUCAGGCUGUUCAGGCAGUGUAAUCUGGCUGCCAGCGAGCCGCCGCUUGCGCCAUGA